CGUUGCUCCGCCCCCAGGGAGGACUCAGGCUCCUCCCCUUAGCUCCCUCCCCUCGCUCCAGCGUCUCAGCUAAUCGCCCCGCGGCGCGCGCCCUAAAGUUCUGGGCAAAGUACUGAGAACUGGUCGCGGGAUCGUACGCCGGCCAGUGGCAGAGGACCAGGGACCCCCGCGCCAGGAGAGCCGGUGCGCAGCGCGGGCUUCCGCCCACCAUCUGUCGGCGAGUGGCGCUCGGCGCCCCAGUCUCCUGUGGCUGGUGUUGGAACUGCCGUCGGCUGAGCCUUGCAGGGACCCGAGAAGCCGGGUUUGCGUCCUUCCCAGUCUGAAGCCUGCACCAGGGAACCAAGCAGUGUCCUCAGUUGCGGAAAGCUCAGGUCUGCUCUGUCUCAACGAAGACCAAGAGAUUAAUGCAACAUUGACACCCCCCCCCCCUUUCAGAAGCACCGAGCUUAUUCAGGGAUUUCCCCAGAGACAUCCAGGAUGGUUUCUAGACACACUGGAUAAGAGCUGACACCUGCCUGUGUGGACCCCACCCUCUCAGCUCCACCAUCUUCUCAUGGCAUUUUGACUACACUGAGCCCAAGUGACCAGCUCUUCAUAAUGAGUGAUGAGAAGAACCUGGGCGUGUCCCAAAAAUUGGUUUCACCUUCAAGAAGCACAAGCAGCUGUUCCUCCAAGCAAGGGAGCCGGCAGGACAGCUGGGAGGUGGUGGAGGGCCUGAGGGGCGAGAUGACGUACACCCAGGAGCCACCCGUGCAGAAAGGAUUUUUGCUGAAAAAGAGGAAGUGGCCGUUAAAAGGCUGGCACAAGAGAUUCUUCUACCUGGACAAAGGAAUCUUGAAAUAUGCCAAGAGCCAAACUGAUAUUGAGAGAGAGAAGCUGCAUGGCUGCAUUGAUGUGGGGCUUUCUGUGAUGUCUGUGAAGAAGUCGUCCAAGUGUAUCGACCUCGACACCGAGGAGCACAUCUACCACCUGAAGGUGAAGUCAGACGACGUCUUCGAUGAGUGGGUAUCCAAGCUCCGGCACCACAGAAUGUACCGGCAGAAUGAGAUCGCCAUGUUUCCUCGGGAAGUCAGUCACUUUUUCCCAGCCACUGUCACAGACUCCGCAGGAGUGUUCGAGGCCAUUUCCAGUAGGAAGCGCAGCAGUCUGUCAAAGCAGAAUUCAUUUCAAACGGGAAGCAACCUGUCAUUUUCUUGUGGUGGUGACACACGAGUCCCAUUCUGGCUGCAGUCUUCAGAGGACAUGGAAAAAUGCUCAAAAGACCUGGCACACUGCCACGCCUAUCUGCUGGAAAUGAGCCAGCUCUUACAAAGCAUGGACGUCCUGCAUCGGACAUACUCGGCACCAGCCAUCAACGCCAUCCAGGGUGGAGCUUUUGAAAGUCCCAAAAAGGAAAAGCGCUCGCACAGGAGGUGGAGGUCCAGAGCUAUUGGCAAAGACGCCAAAGGAACGCUGCAGGUCCCUAAACCUUUUUGGCCAGUGAGACUACACUCUUCCAAUCCUAAUUUGUCGACACUGGCUGGUGAGGAGAAGUGUUACUCCGACGGUUCUGAAGCCUCAUCCGAGUUCUCCAAGAUGCAGGAGGACUUGUGCCAUGUUGCCCAUAAAGUUUACUUCGCUUUAAGGUCGGCUUUUAAUAGCAUAUCAACGGAGAGAAACAAGCUGAAGCAGUUGAUGGAGCUGGAUGCCUCCUCCCCGCCUUCUGCUCAGGUCGUCGGGCUGAAGCACGCUCUGUCAUCUGCCCUAGCACAAAACACAGAUCUUAAAGAACGCUUACGCAGAAUCCAUGCGGAAACUCUGCUCCUCGACUCUCCCGCUGUUCCCAAGUCGGGGGACAACCUGGCAGAGGAAAACUCAGGGGACGAAAGCCGAGCCCUGGUGCACCAGCUCUCCAACGAGAGCAGGCUGUCCAUCACCGACUCCCUUUCUGAGUUUUUUGAUGCCCAGGAAGUUCUGCUAUCUCCCAGCUCGUCAGAAAACGAGAUUUCUGAUGACGACUCAUAUGUCAGUGACAUAAGUGACAAUCUGUCCUUAGACAACCUCAGUAAUGACUUAGACAAUGAAAGACAGACCUUAGGGCCUGUUCUCGAAAGUGGUGGGGAAGCCAGGUCCAAAAGGCGGACCUGCUUGCCAGCACAGGGCCCCAACACCAGUAGUGUCAGCUUAUGGAGCAUCCUGCGCAACAACAUCGGGAAGGACCUGUCCAAGGUGGCCAUGCCGGUGGAGCUGAAUGAGCCGCUGAACACCCUGCAGCGGCUCUGUGAGGAGCUGGAAUACAGCGAGCUUCUGGACAAGGCUGCGCGCAUGCCCAGUGCCCUGGAGAGGAUGGUAUACGUGGCAGCCUUCGCCAUCUCCGCAUACGCCUCCAGCUACUUCCGGGCCGGCAGCAAGCCGUUUAACCCCGUCCUCGGAGAAACAUACGAAUGCAUCCGGCAGGACAAGGGCUUCCAGUUUUUUGCCGAGCAGGUCAGCCACCACCCACCUAUCUCCGCCUGCCAUGCCGAGUCUGGAAACUUCGUUUUCUGGCAAGAUGUGAGAUGGAAAAAUAAAUUCUGGGGUAAAUCCAUGGAAAGUCCAAUCGGCACAACCCACGUGACGCUGCCAGCCUUUGGAGAUCACUUUGAGUGGAACAAAGUGACUUCCUGCAUCCACAACAUCUUAAGCGGGCAGCGGUGGAUCGAGCACUAUGGCGAGAUCGUCAUCAAGAACCUGACGGACGACUCCUGCCAUUGCAAAGUGAACUUCAUAAAGGCAAAGUACUGGAGCACUAAUGCCCACGAGAUCGAAGGCACAGUGUUCGACCGCGAUGGCAAGGCUGUGCACCGGCUGUUUGGAAAAUGGCAUGAGAGCAUCUACUGUGGCGGGGCCUCCUCUUCCACAUGUGUCUGGAGAGCAAAUCCCAUGCCGAAAGGCUACGAGCAGUAUUACGGUUUCACACAGUUUGCGUUAGAGUUAAAUGAAAUGGAUCCAUUGUCAAGGUCUUUAUUACCACCCACCGACACUCGGUUUAGACCAGAUCAAAGGCUUCUAGAAGAAGGGAACAUAGAGGAAGCUGAGGUGCAGAAGCAGAGGAUCGAGCAGCUGCAGAGGGAGCGGAGGCGGGUCUUGGAGGAAAACAGCUUGGAGCACCAGCCCCGGUUUUUCAGGAAAUCCAGCGACGACUCUUGGGUGAGCAACGGGACCUACCUGGAACUGAGGAAGGACCUUGGCUUUUCCAGACUGGACCAUCCCGUCUUGUGGUGAAAAAGCAAAGAGCGAUGUGUUAGUGUACGUCCCUCACAUCUGCUUCUGGAAGCAGCGCACACUCGUGUCUGUACGUCUAAAAGAUAGUAUCUAGAAUGAUCACUUGUGCUUAGCUUAGCAGUGUAAGUACUGAAGUAUGUAUUUUCUUCAGUAAGUUUCUUUACAAUUUCAAGUAUUAUCAUGAUUGUUUAUAUGAAUGUAGAACACCUCGGUAUUUCCUUUUAUAUAUAAACUAUUUAAUAAAAAUGAAAGAUUGAAUGUUAAUUCGUGGGUUUAAAGAAAAUGAAGCUUUAACACUAAUUUCCCAAAGGUAAGGGGGAAAAUUAAAUGUAUGCCUUAUAAAAUCACACUGGAGAAAACAGCUAUCUCCCAGGUGCAUUAAGAAAUAAGAACACCCGGGGUUGCUCGCCCGUGCACCAGCUAUCCAGGUUUAAUUGGUAGCUGGGAUAUCUUUCUGCCUCAGACAGCUCUUGAAUUGCUCAUACAGAACAAUCUGCUGGUGCUGAAGUACCAAGACCAUUUUCGUUUGCAUUUUAGUGGUUAAGGCGUCUGUGUGAGGUUAGUGGGAUGCAUAUUUUUUUAUGUGAGGUGGGCAUUGCCCGUUUGGAAGGGGAAGCCUUCCCUCCCUGUGGUUCUGUUGCCUUAUAUACAACACUAACCCCCCAACCCACCCACCCACCCACACUUGCUUAGAUUAAUCAGAGAGAUCUCCAAUAAUUCAGUGUCCUGAUGGCAUCCCAGGGAGGCAGAAGGCAUUUCAUUUUUUCUCAGUGAGAGCUGAAUCCUUAACAAUUUAAGAAACUGCUUUCAGCUUCCUGCCCCACCCUGGCUCACAAGCCCUCCUUAUGGCCCCUAUUUCAGAUGGAAAGUCUCCAUGUAGUACAAGACAUACAGUAAACAGCCUGCAGCAGUGUGACCUUCUGACAUGUUAGUGCAGUCAUGGUGGGUUGAAAUAACCAGCACAUCCUUCUUCCAUGUGGCUUUGGUGUUAUCUACCUCUUACUAAGAUCUGUACUCUCAACCGUGUGUAGACAUUUGACCAUCUGCCUUAGAGACAAGCAUCAAGCAUUUCACUUCUUCUGUGUCGUCCUGAGAAAGCUGCAAAGGUUUUACCUCUCUCCUCUACUCUCUUCUAGCUUAUAAUACUCUGACAUCUGCAUCUGUCUCAGAUAGGAGCUACCAAAACGAAGCGGUUGUUCUUGUAAAUGUCUUACUUCACGUUAUGAUAAUAGAAUGUGUGCAGUAGCUGAACUGUGUUAUCUGAACAAGUCUGACUUCUGCCCAGAGCACAUUGAAACCAAAGCCUGAUUGCUGAGCCUUUGACUUGCAUGUCUGUAAUGAUUCUGUGAAGUAUUGUGUGUAAUGGUAGGGUAAAGAGAUUUCUAGAGAAAGAAUUUGAGGGGGCCAGUAAGAUCGGCUCAGCAGGUAAAGGCACUUACUCUACAAGCCUGGCAGCCUUAGUCCAAUUCCCAGGACCCACAUAGAAGGUGGAAGGAGAGAACCAACCCCACAGAGCUGACGUGUGUCAUACCAAGUAGCCGACUGGACAGCGCAGAGUUUUCACAAUGGAGUGUUGAAAGUGAAUCAGUAGUCUCUGGAGUCUUCAAGUGACUGUCAUUUUAAACAACUCAUUAAAUAUUGGUUCAUUUAUUCCAUUUUAUGGAGACAUCAAGAUGAACACAGUGGGAACCUCAUUUCCAUUUCUAAGCAGCUGGAUGACACAGCCCGAUUCUUUAGUUCCCAUUUUUCUUCCGUUCCUUUUAAAGCAUUAUCCACAUUCUGCUCACAGACUUGAGGAAGUGGGCUGUAGAUUUAACGGCUCUCAGUGGGGAAACAAAUCUGGUGUACACAAUGUGAGUGUAAAUGUGGAAUUUUAGUAAUAUUGACUGUUAAAUAGGCUUGCUCCAGAGGCUGGCUCAAAGGAGAAGAAAGAAAACAACAAAAACCAAAACAAACAAACAAAAGAAAAAUACCACCGGAAUAGAUGCCACUUUGUGGUACCACUUAUUUGAAAAUUCUCUUAGAUUUUCUCGUGGUGUGAUUCCUAGCUUUAUUUUUGGAAUCCCAUGAACAGCUGACCCAAAUGUCACCUCUGUAGUCACCUUAUUUGAAUCAGAGACAGGAAUGAACAAAAUAUGUUCCAGAACCAUAUGUAAAUUCUCUCAGUCCCUGCCCGUGUCUGGAUGAGGGCUUUCCGGCAUGCAGUUGGUCUGGAGGUACAGCCUUGGUAUUUAAAUUUUAACUCUCUGCAGGAGGGAGGAGGCUGCUGCAUUCCUUCCAUCCUGUCUAGCACGCCCUUCCACCAACCUUGUGUAGGACUUGCAUAUUUUAUAAGGAAAACAGAACUAUGGUGUUGUUUGAGAAGAACUAAGGUAAAGGUUAAGUCUCUGGACUCUUAACUUUCUCAAAUCCAUAAUACCAAUCCCUGCUCCAUUUGACAUUCCUGUUUCGGCCUCUCUCAUUCUAAUGAUCCUAGUUCAAGUUUAUGAUGAGUUACAGAUGUUCUCUUGCUGUAGAACCUUCUGCUAACCACGCACUGCACCUCACGUGUUCCUCUUUUUAGUGCCCAAAUUGCAACACAUUCUUAAGGAAUGAGCAUCUUCAGGAUAACAAAGGAAGAGGGCCAGUUUCUUCCACAGGUCCUUGGGUACUUAAAGGAUGGUAUUUCCCCUCCUCAAAGGUGGUAAUAAAAGCCUCAGUGCAGUUCACAUCCUGAUGCUAGGAUGCUUCUGGUACUCACUAAAGAGAUCAGUUCCCCGCCCAGACCCCAGGGGGAGUCUGGUACUAAGUAAAUAGAUGCAGUUCGCUUCCAAGGCACUAGGGUGAUUCUGGUACUAACUAAACAGAUGUGGGGCAUCUCUGAGACACUAAGGAAAGUCUGGUACUCACUAAACAAAUGCAGUGCAUCUCUGAGACACCAGGGGGAGUCUGGUACUCACUAAACAGAUACUGUACAUCUUAGACUGGUGGUGGUGGUGGUGAUGGUGGGGUUCUUGUACUAAAUAGACAGAGGUUAACUUUAGGAUAUAAAUGCAGUUACUUACUAAGUAGCAAGAAUGCCUCAGCAGUCCCCUAGUCUUCCAGUGCAUCUGGGGGCUUCCUGAAGGAAAAGUACACAAACUAAAUUUUUUAAUGUUUACUUCAUUUAGGCUAAAUGUUUUCCUCAGAUCCUAUUUUUAACUACUUCCAGUAAAUCAUUUGCUCAGCCUUCUAGCACAGUCCUUCAUCUGUACUUGCCAGAGUCAAUUUGUGAUGAGAUAUUUUAUUCUACCCUUAAAGAUGUCAAGCCAAAAAUAGAGGUAAGGGUUACUUUGCUUUUUAAUGUAGGCUGACUGUGCACGACAAGCUCUGAUGGACUGUGGCUAUUAGAGACUGUCCUCUUAGCUACCAAUAAGAGCAGUGAGUUGCUCUCGUGAUCUUAGGAAUAGCAGCUACAGUGUGUGGGCAGAAUUUAUCUGAAUGUCUUUAGUUUUGAUAUCAACAUCAGCAUAAAUCUAUUUUUGCUAGCAGAUUAAAGCUGUUUUCACGUGUUCAAUUUUCUGUGUUGUAUCGAUCUGUGACUGAGUAUUUAUCUUUCUCUGUUGAAAACCUACAUAUUGAACAAGUAUCUGCAAAUCAUGGUGGGCUACAGUGCAAGUCUGUUUUAAAGACCAGUUUUAGGGGAUGCAGCAAUCAGAAAUGACUCAUUUAUUCCAUUCAUAAUUUUUUUUUUUAAAUCUUCCUCUGUUGCCUCCAGAGGAUAUGCUUCUGGGGGGAAAAUUGAUACUUGUAAAUCUUCUGCGUAACCAUUUGUAAAGGCUGAGUCGUACCUUGCUGCCCACACCUGUUCGGCUUCCCAGAAGCCCCUUCAAUUUGUUGUCUCCCUACCUGAGUGGCUCAGUGACUGAGAAUAAAGACUAUACCAACGGCCA
This is a messenger RNA of Peromyscus leucopus (white-footed mouse), 7154 nucleotides long. It is a transcript of the gene Osbpl3, whose product is annotated as oxysterol binding protein like 3. Gene Ontology annotation, cellular component: plasma membrane; perinuclear endoplasmic reticulum; cytosol. NCBI's taxonomy places the organism in Eukaryota, Metazoa, Chordata, Mammalia, Rodentia, Cricetidae. The record is from RefSeq and is a predicted model, not a curated record. Gene Ontology annotation, molecular function: cholesterol binding.